Messenger RNA from Pectinophora gossypiella (pink bollworm), 6022 nucleotides. RefSeq lists its product as uncharacterized. Lineage: Eukaryota; Metazoa; Arthropoda; Insecta; Lepidoptera; Gelechiidae. The record is from RefSeq and is a predicted model, not a curated record. Bases 477 to 1424 code for a protein of 315 amino acids. The transcript is spliced from 8 exons.
UGUUUACGAACUGGCCACAUUCACGUCGCGCGCGGCGGUAGCGUAAGCGCGGCUCGUUUUGCAAAAGAGGAUUCAUUGUCCGUGUUUUCUCACGCUGAUUUAAAUCAGACUUAACUUUUCGGUACAGUUGUUUUCUAUUAUUUUUCUUGGUACCGAAGUAAUUAAGAAAUAGCUGUACUUUUAGUACAUUCUUUUAAAUACAUUGUGAUAGGCGUGUCGCGGAUUUGAAAUUUGAAUAGUGAAGUGAACUUUUGUGCAUUCAGGUGAAAACAGGUGUUGGUUGCAAGUGUGUUGUGGAAAGAGAUGUUCAUAUCCGUAGUCCUAUUGAUUGGUUAGCCUUGCAUACUUGAGUGAUCUCCGUGUGAGAAAUUAUUCACAGACGAGUUCGCAAACAUGACUGUGAAGAAUACACCUCCAAAUAGCAGGAGAUGAGUUCCUGAUGCGUAGAGAGCUGGACGUCUGCCGAUCAUGCAGCCAUGGCCAGUGGGAAGGCACUGUAUUCCAUAGCCGUGGUCAUAUUCGGCUUCAUCUGUUUUAUUGUCGGUGCCAUUGCAGUCGGACUGCCUACCUGGGGCUAUUUUUAUAGUUAUGACACAGACAUUCACUUCUCGCUGCAGUCUUAUUAUUUGGAGAAUCCAAACUUCGACCAGGGUUACUUCGGGCCAUGGAGAGUAUGCAAGCGGUUGCUUUACAACAGAGAAAAAUGCGGCUCAGAUGUCUCGAAGUUUCGACCAUCAACGGCGGUGUACAUCGCCGGCGUGGUGGCAGCAGUGGGGGUGACCAUCCUGGGUGUAUUCUGCGUGCUGUCAGUCCUCCAGCUCGCGAUGAUAUCCUCGAAGGAACGCGUCGGCCUCAAGUAUACACACCUCGUGUUGCUGAAGCUCGCGCUCGCUUUACUAGCAGCAUUGCUGUCGAUAGCGGCAGCGGGCCUGUUCGCUGUCCAAGGCGAUGACAGAGGAUUCAUCCUGACGAGGGGAGAAGCUUUCUAUGUCCAGAUAGUAUGCAUAGUGAUAAACUGCCUCCUAUUCAUAAUGUCAUUGUAUGACACGUUGUUCUCUCGGCGAGUGGGGGGCGACCCAACCAACCCGCUUGGAGAACCAGACGGCACCACCAUCAACAACCCUGGAUUCAAGGAAGGCAGAGGUAUAUCAAUGACCGAUGCGUCAGGGAAGCCAUAUAGCACGAACGGGCACGGGAGCGUGGCGUCUAUGAACACCACGGCUACGACCCUUACGGGGUUGUCAGACGCCAGCACCAUCACCAGGUCACCCCUCAGAUCCUCACUUAAGAAGCCCAGACCUCGGGAAGGGGAGCCCGGAGGCCUAGGCAUCCACAACCCAGGGUACUCAGGCCAUUCCCCACCCCUCAACAGAAAUGGAAGCCAGAAAAAAGUGCGAAUACAAACUCAUAGUACUGAAGUAUAAAUGAAAAGACUUAUAAUGUGGGUGUCGGCUAGUUAAUUCCAUUCCGUCGUACUUUGAACGAACGUUAGUUCGUUAUUCAGUCGAAUUCGACUCGUGCGCUUACUUACGAAUACUGGAGCCGUAUUUUUGAAUCGUUCGUUUUCGAUUCGCAUGCGAAAGUUUAAACCCAUUUCAUGUAGCACAUCAGAACUUGUCAUUUGCAAGAUGAGCCUCGCCUUCAACUUGCUGCACAUACCCCCCCAAGUAAAAUAAAGUUCUGUCAGCCAUUAUCGGCGCUAUUAUUAUACUACUAAAGUGUAUUGCAUCAUGUCAUAAACGUAGUAAAUUAUUGAACUUAUUGCUCAAUCCGAAAAAAAGGAAUGGAUUGGCCUUUAUGGUUAAAUUAUUACAUUUUAUCUUUGACCUACGCAUGUACCCUAUUCCAAUAUAUGUAUACGUUCGUAAGCACUGUAGUUGGUUUCGUGGCUUCAUCCCGUUUACAAUAUACUAUAAUAUAUGAAUAUAACUAAGAGACGUACAAGAGGACAUGAGUAUUCUAAGUAUGUACGGGCAUACAGCAUAAUUUUUGAUAACUGGCCCUAUGAUAUGCGUUACGCUACUUACAUUCAGCCAAGACAUACGACGUUUAUCUAAGCAUCAUCUAUUGGUUGGAACCGGGGUUAUUUGUCGCGCCUAUGUAGACAGCGGAACCCAUGCCACUUGGCCAGUAUUUUGUAAAGAAACCUGCAUACUGUUUACGUUUAUUAUUUGAUUAGAUAAUGUGGAACUUUCUAGGCUACGUUCACCAGAAAAAAAAUUGAUGGCACUGUUUGGAUUUAACGUGAUGACUACUUAUUUUCUCAUUUCUCGGGAUACACAAUUAGUCAAAAAUAUAAUCUAAUGGCACAGACAUAUUAAAAUAAUCGUUGCUUGAUAUUUGGAUCUGUGGGCGGCGGGCCUCGACAUACGUCAUCCGUCUGUGAAACAGUUCACAGUACUGCACAGAAAGAGACAGACGAUCUCUGUCGCGGCGAGAAAGAGUCGCGUGCUUAGGCUGCGUCCCCAGUAGGCAAACUGUGAGCCGCCGACUGAGUUAGCGGCGUAUCGGUUUAGUACGCCCUUCCAUAUAUUUCAAAUGGAGUGUUCACAGUUUGCUAGUUUUGCGCUCACUGUACGCAGUUGCAGCGUUACGCGCGCCGACUAUUUUAGUGAGCGGCCGACUCCCACCAAAACCGGUUCCAGUCGGCGAUUGGUUGUUCGUCGGGCGUAGUGACUCACGUUUGCCGCAAAAUGAUUAUUCGGAUAGUUAGAAAAAAGCUAUCAUCGUGUUAGGACGUGUUUUUUUGCAUCGCACCUAACUAAUCUCAACGCACACACACAUCACUAACUCAAAUUUCAGUUCGCUGCAAAUUUGCGGCUCACUCAGUCGGCCGCUGACAGUUCGCUUACUGGGGACACAGCCUUACGGUGCUAGGCCCGCAGAUACGAAUAGAAUUAUGUUGCUAUCUAUAUUGUUUCUCCUUAUUUUGAUCAGAAUAAUAAUGGGUAGAAAAUAUGUUGUGUCUGGGUGUAAUAACAAGGCUCAUCAUUUAUAGCCAAAAACAAAAAUAAAAGAUGCAUAAUGUCUGUUAUCCAUUAAAUUAGAAGGUUGAGCGAAGGCAAAUCUGUACAGUGCCUUUUUUUUUGGAAACAGCCUGGAAUGUCUCUCAUAAUUUUUAUAUUAAUGAAUUUAUAAAGACACCUUUCGCUGAAGAAACUUUAAAUAUUAUUUUCUUCAUCAUAUUGUUUGCGAAGUAUAAUUACCGACACCAUUAUUCUUGUCUACACAUAUUGUAUUUUACCUGAUAUUUUAAGUAAUGUAGCAUUCAAAUGUAUUGUAAAUGUAUUUGUAAGUUUUAUUCAUUUGGUGUAAGAGUUCGCAUCAUAAAGUGAAAGUGGUAAAAUUAGCAGUGCCUGUUGGAAUUUCACAACCAUGCUUGUCAAAUUGAAGGGAAGAGAGGAAGGGGUAGACCUAGGAUAACAUUUAUGAAACAAAUAAAAGAGAAGGUGCAGGUCGUGUCGUAUCGGGAGGUGAAGGUUUUGGCGGGAAGAAGAGAGGAAUGGCGAUUACUCCACCGACAAGAGCGCAGCUCUUAAAUAGAGAGAGAGAGAGAGAGAGCUUGUCAAACGGUGUCUCUCACUGUGAUGGAGCAGGUUCGAAUCCCAACGCGGGCCGAAACCAAUAAUUAUCCAAUUUGUUUUGGUGAAGGAAAACAUCGUGAGGAAUAUCCCAUAUUCUCAAAAAAAUGCUUUUCGGACGUAUGUGACCUAACCUGUAUUGGGCUGGUUUUCCCAACAACCGGACCUGUCAAAUGUUCAGCUUAGGUAAGUUGACCCCGUGGAAAGCGAGAUAAAGCUAGGGUGAUGAUGAUGACUUGUCAAAUGGUGUACUCGGAUGAAUCGCCUAAUAGAGAGAUGUAAAACAUAUUAGGUGGGAUGCUAUACGCCUAUUUUGGCGACGCUAAACACAAUUGUAUAAAAACUACAAUGUGACAGCAUUACAAAUGAUAAUAAGAUGUUUAAACAGCGGUGCAAUAUAAAAGAAUCUUCAUUGUGCGAACUUUUAGACAAAUCUACAUAUCUCAUUAUUUUUUUAAUAUAUUAUUUUUAUGUUUUCUAAUCAAUUAGAUUAUUUUUUUUUGUCGUAAGUACCUAUAUUUACAAGUUUUAUUAAUAGACCACAAUUAUUGUGUAUAUUUAGCUUGAACAAAGUUCUUGAUUUGUGUUUUAUGUUAGUCUACACAAGUGUGUAUAUAACUAUUAUAACCAGCACAAAGUGUUGUAUAAAUGCGCAAUCAUUAUUGUUAUACAAUAUUAUACAGCUUUGUUGUUUAAUUCCAUGCAAAAAAAUAUUAUUUUUAACUGUUCACAGUUUAGAUGUAAUGAAUUUAACUUAGUUGCAAUAUAAUGUUAAGGUUAUGAACUUAAAUUUUAGAUGAGUAUUGUAAAUACACAUUUCGUAUUAAAAAAAAUAACCCACCAGGCUUGAAAGAAGACCAUCACAUUUUUAUAUAUUGACGUUGAAAAUUUAUGUCCUUUAUAUCUUUGGAUUUGUAUUGUAGUUUUAUGAAUGUUGUGCCUUUACCUAAGAUCUACAAUUGUGCCUUGUCCUUUGCCUUUUCGUAAUACAAGAAUCAGGAACCAAGAUAAAAUAUUAACAGUGGUAUCACAAAACGAAGACUAAACUACAAACUAGGUUUAACAUAAAAUCCGUGUUCCGAAAGAAGUCCCGCGCGGCACUACUGACGCAAAUUCUGCAAAGAUUUUUGAUGACUUCAUUUAAUGGGUCAUAUCAUGGGUCAUUGAUGGGUAAUAAUAGAUAGUAUGACACCUGGGAAUCAGAUCGUCAGUAAUUGCUCUGUCCUUGAAAGUGUUAAUAUCGGUCUACUUAUUACGUGGCGCGGAUUCUAACUUUAGACCAUGGUAACAGAAAAUUAUACAUUUCUUAUACCAUGCUUUAGACCUAGUUAAUCUUUAGUCUUCGUUUUGUAAUAUAAUAGCAUUGUAUAUCUCCAAUAUUAGACCCCUUUGAUUUACAAUGUGUUCAAAACAGAAAAAUCCACUAAUUUCAUUCAGGUACCUCUUUCAUCUGCCAAUGUUGCCUAUUCGGGCGCAGACAAACUUAACCUAAUUUGUGUAACAGCCUAGUGCGACAGCUCUUCAAAAUAGAUGCCGUCCUUUACUUACAAUACGUGCAAGAAAGAUGCACAGAUGGUGGCCCGAAUCGACACCAUUACCUUUACAUUUCAUAUACCUGCUUGAAUUUUAAAAAAUAUAGUUUAAAAAAUAUUUACAUAUUUAUUAUUGUAAGUAAAAUACCUUAGGAUAUCAUGUUUCAUCCGUCCAAACUCUGGUCUUAAGAUUAGUUUGUCAAAUUACUACUUAAAUGUGUUAUUAUUAAAAUAGUAUAAGGAUUAAAUGGGUAAUAUCAAAUAUUGUUAUUUUUGUGAUGGGGAGCACGCCACAUUAGUACUUGUAGGUGAAUUUCAGAGCAGCAAAGUCAAUAUUAGUGACACUGCAAAAAUAUCCUCUAAUUGUCUUUCUGUAUUUGAAAAUACCCAGUUAGAACAUGCGUAAGUGGGUAACAUACAUAAGUUUCAAGAGGGAAUUUGAAAAAAUAAAAAAAGAUUUUCGGAUAUAUUUACGGUGAUAACAUAACUUAAGCUCUACUUGGCUCUACUAUAUCCCAAUUGGGGUAGUGAGAGGUACAUCCAUCGCAAGAUGUGCUAAAUACCCACACCUCACCGAGCUUUAUGUUACACCGACGUGAUAGGUGGUGAGCCGUAACGAUUUUUGCGAUCACACUAGGUAACGAUAUUGACGCCUGAUUCUCUGAAAUUGACCCUUGUAUACAAAUAUUAAGCAUAAACAAAUCUGAGUUAUACUUUUCUUUCGUUUUGCUUUCAAUGAUAUAAAUAGUUAGAUUUAAAAAUAUAUUUUAAAAUAAUUAUGUUGGUUUGUAACAAAGACACGAAUCUCGUAUUGUGCAAGACACAUUUUAUUAAGAAUAUCAAUAUUUCCGUCCGACUGAUUCUAUAGAUAGAUCUGUAUGUUGAAAAAUAAAAUCAGUUGUAUAAAAA